CCUCGGAAAGCGGAAGUGGAGGCGCGGCCGGAAGUAGCCGGAAUCUCAGCGAGCGGCUUUUGACAGGAUUCCCGCGGAGCGGAGAGGAGGCGGUGGCCAUGGAGUUGGGCGAGCUGCUCUACAACAAGUCGGAGUACAUCGAGACGGCAUCUGGGAAUAAAGUUAGUCGCCAGUCCGUGUUGUGUGGAAGCCAGAACAUUGUUCUCAAUGGCAAGACCAUCGUAAUGAAUGACUGUAUAAUCCGAGGGGACCUGGCAAAUGUAAGAGUUGGACGCCAUUGUGUUGUGAAGAGUCGUAGUGUUAUAAGGCCACCAUUCAAGAAAUUCAGCAAAGGUGUUGCGUUCUUUCCUUUACACAUUGGGGACCACGUUUUUAUUGAGGAAGACUGCGUGGUCAACGCCGCUCAGAUUGGUUCUUACGUUCACGUUGGCAAGAACUGUGUGAUUGGGCGCCGAUGUGUGCUGAAAGAUUGCUGCAAAAUUCUUGACAAUACGGUCUUACCUCCAGAAACUGUGGUACCGCCAUUCACUGUCUUUUCAGGCUGCCCAGGACUCUUCUCAGGGGAGCUCCCGGAGUGUACUCAGGAACUGAUGAUUGACGUCACCAAGAGCUACUACCAGAAGUUUUUGCCUCUGACACAAGUCUAGUGACUGCCACAGAUCUUGAGUUUGCUUGAGCUCUAAGCUGAACUUGGGGACAAAGUGAGUGGUCAGCAUCUAAAAGAGUUCUUAUCUCUUUGACAAUUUCCACCUCUUUUCCUUUUUAAUUUAGAAUUUUUCAAUCCUUCAAGGCUCAGACCUCUUAAGAAUUUAUUCAGAGAACAUCUGGAGGAGCUGUCUUCCUGUGCUGUGCUUACAACUUACCUGUUAGCAGUCACUUGCGCCAUUAUCUGACCCCAGCAUGCUAGCCCCUGGCCCUGCAGAUGACUAGAGCUGUCUGAAAUGGGCCUGCAGAGCAGCAGCGCUCGCCCAGCGUGGAGGUCACGUGGCUGGCGUGCUGCUCACAGCCAUGCAGCGCCCCAGUGUGCACCCCUCACACAGAUAGCGCCCAGCUUUCUUGCUGCUGCUGCUGACACAUUUGUCAGUGGCCACAAUUGCAACAAAUUGCAGUGGCUCGUAAUUCUUGGGAAAAUUGUGGCUUGAGAGCGCAAAUUUCUGUGGCUACUAAAACUGAAGGGAGGAUAGUGAGUGUUUCUCAUCUUCCUAGAAUGACCUUAGGUGUCCUAAGUUGGUUAAUAAAAGGUUUUCUAGUAUUCUCUUUGUUAGGGUUUUUGGCUUUCACUAAAGGACAGGCCCCCAGCACCCUAGGUUUUGCAUAUACAAAGUUCCGGUUUGAGGGUCUCUCCUAUAACUCUGUUAGUCAGCUGGUUACACCUUGCCCAAGGUAUUUGUCUUAUGUCACUAAAGGUGAAGCAUUUGUGACCACUUAUUUUCCAAUCUGGAACCACUGAACCUCCCCCCGAGUUUGCCAGAAUCCCUCAGUGCAGACGAAAAUAUCUGUACUUGAGUCCAAUCACAUACACGCGUGAGGGGCCCUUAGAACUGUCUUCUAGGCACCAAGGUCAGAGAACAAGGGACUUCGCCAGGGUUUUCUUAUCGGUGCCUCUGGCUGACACACAAGGUGGCUCUUCCUGGUUCUCUCUGGCCUCUUGCUUAGAAGGAAGACUGAGAAGUGAGGGGCUGAGAAGAUCGGCUUCCCUAGUGCUCAGACCUGCUGUGAGUGAGGAAGGCAGAACAGUAUCCUUGUAGGUUAGAACCCAGUGGGACCAUCCUGACUUAACACCCAGGUGUGGGGUGUGCAGAAACAGCUGUGUGUAAUCAUUUGCGCUCGUUAGUUUAAAAUCCCUCUCCGGUUUGUCAUUUUUUAUGUUUGUCAAUUAAAGAUUGACACAUGGAACAAGUCA
This is a messenger RNA of Chinchilla lanigera (long-tailed chinchilla), 1903 nucleotides long. RefSeq names its product dynactin 5 (p25) (gene Dctn5). Bases 99 to 647 code for a protein of 182 amino acids. NCBI's taxonomy places the organism in Eukaryota, Metazoa, Chordata, Mammalia, Rodentia, Chinchillidae. The transcript is spliced from 6 exons. The record is from RefSeq and is a predicted model, not a curated record.